AUGGUUGCGGUCAACUUUUCUUUGCCCCUUGACAACUUAGGGUUGGUUGUGAAGGCUUGCUUUCUCGCUUUGCCAGCUUACAUCCUCAUCCGCCAGCUUCUCGUGUGGCUGAACAACAAACUCUACUCUGACCUCCACUCUAUCCCCGGACCUACAGUUUCUGAGUGGCGCCGCGCGAGAAUUGGAUGGUCCCAGGCCUACCACAUCAUCUGCAUGGAUCCGUUCGAAACGGUACGCCUUUUCACUCGCUGGCGCAAGCAGUACGGCCCAGUGUACAAGAUUCGUUCCAUGUUGGGUGAGGUCGUGAUCAUGGCCACUUCAGUGUCGGCAAUCCGAACCGUGAAUAUUUCCAAGAGCGGCUGCUUUGAAAAGAUGGCUAUGGCAAGGAAAUUCAUCGGCCCGCUUGUCGGGGAUGAGGGUAUUAUACUCGCAGAGGGCAAGACUCACGCCAGAAUUCGGAAGAUGGUCGCCCCCGCUAUGCACCACGACGCCUUGGUCAGUCUGAGCACCGUAUUCCUUCAACAAGCCAAACUGUUUGCCGAGCGGUUGGGGGCAAGCGACCCUGAAAAGCUUGAUAUUCUAGCCGAAUCCCGGCUUGCCACAUUUUCGAUCAUCUACACGACGUGUUUUGGCACUGAUAUUGCUCAACCAGAGAGGAUUGCGAGCUUGCAGAAGGCGUAUCACGAGGUAUUUAAAGAGCCGCUCUGGAGAACAUUUCUCUCAAGUCUUUUGGGCCUCAUAUUUUGGUUCGUUGAUCCAAGCGUCUUCAACUGGCGAGAAGACUUGCAUCGGUACAUUAAAAACACGUCAAAGCUACUUUGUGAAGAGUACUUUCACAGAGAGUCUCAGAAUGAGAAGCCAUCCCAGAAGGAGAAGCCACUCUUAUCAUUUAUGGUUGAUCCUGAUACAAAUAUGAAAAUAUCCUCUGGAGAGAUGGUAGACACAGUUCUCAGCUUUCUAGUCGCGGGUCAAAUAACCACGAGUGCAUCGAUCUGCUGGACUUUGUCCUUACUCGGGCGCGAACCGCAAUGGCAAGAGCGCUUGUUUCAGGAGCUCCAAACAUGGCGCGAGGAAGACGGUUUAGAACGGCUGGACGCUUUGCCCAUCCUCGACCGUGUGGUGAAAGAGUCGAUUCGACUGUAUCCUCCUCUAAGUAACGUUACACGAAUAUCUAUGAAGCCGGUAAAUAUCGAUGGAUACCUGAUCCCCGCAGGCAUCGCCGUUCGAAUGCCCAUCACUUCUAUGCAGAGGGACGAGGAAAUUUGGGGGAAUGAUGCCGAUAAGUUUAAUCCUGAUCGCUUUCUGGAUGAAGACUUGGUAGUGAAAUCAAGGAUGUUUUGGUCCGCUUUCCUUUUUGGAAGGAGAAGUUGCAUAGGCCAGCGGUUUGCACUCUUGGAGAUCAAGGCUCUCAUCUCGAUAGUUAUGCUUCAACAUGUUAUUGUCAAGCGGAACCCAGAAGUGCCCCAGCCCUCAUGUCGAGGUUGCUUUGCCGUCCCCAAGGACAUGAAGAUAUACUUCAGGCGUAGAUAG
Molecule: messenger RNA, 1530 nt
Organism: Chondrus crispus (carragheen)
Lineage: Eukaryota; Rhodophyta; Florideophyceae; Gigartinales; Gigartinaceae
Product: cytochrome P450 family 805A-CYP805A1
Exons: 1
Coding region: 1-1530 (509 amino acids)
Molecular function (GO): heme binding; oxidoreductase activity, acting on paired donors, with incorporation or reduction of molecular oxygen; iron ion binding
Source: RefSeq, a predicted model, not a curated record